Messenger RNA from Moesziomyces antarcticus, 330 nucleotides. RefSeq lists its product as uncharacterized. The record is from RefSeq and is a predicted model, not a curated record. Lineage: Eukaryota; Fungi; Basidiomycota; Ustilaginomycetes; Ustilaginales; Ustilaginaceae. Bases 1 to 330 code for a protein of 109 amino acids. The transcript has a single exon.
AUGUCUUCCACAGACCUGCUUUCUGUAGACGUGUCGAAAGGGCAAUAUCUGGAUAAAGGUGAUGCAAACGUCGGACGGAAGGGCGCGGCCCGAGGCGAUGGAGCAGCGCAACAGCGAGACAUGAGGCGCACAACAAACCAUCGGGUCCGUCGCUCGGUGCGUUUCCCCUCAACCCUCGACCCUGGUGCGCGCGCAUCCACAUGUGCGCUGCAUUUGAUCAACCUGCAUGCCUCUGGCAAAAGUGCCGGCCCGGUCUCCCUCUGCAGGUGGGAUCUCGGCUCCGAGUUCCGCUCAGGCGACUUCAGCCCUCCCGGCGCAUCAUGGCCAUGA